AUGAGUGAAAGUGAGAGUGAGAGUGAAAACGAAUCUGAAUUUAUUGAUCCAGAUGAAGCAUUCAAAAUUCAUGGAUCCACAUGGUACGAAGUUAGUCAAAAACAUUGGUCACAACAAGAUCAUAACGUUUCCGGCAUGCUUGGUGGAUAUCCAGAGAUGAAUGUCAUCGACAUCCUUUCUAGUCGCGAAUUGAUCAAGAGUCUUGUUAAGAAAGGUAUGGGCAAGACCAGAGCUGCAGACAUUGCAGGAGGUAUUGGUCGUGUUUCGAAAAAUGUUCUUUCACAAACAUUUGAAUAUAUUGAUUUAGUUGAAUACAUUCCAAGCUUUGUUGAAAGUGCUAAACAAGAACUCGAAUCUAUUGUUAAAUUCCGAGGAAUCGCAAUUGGUGCACAAGAUUGGAUUCCAGAUACUAAAUAUGAUUUAAUUUGGUGUCAGUGGGCUAUCAUGUAUCUUAUGGAUGAUGAUUGCAUUAACUUCUUAAUUCGCUGUAAAUCGAGUCUUAAUGAGCAUGGUUUCAUUGUUGUCAAAGAUAACAUUGCAAACAAAAGCAAAAGUCUUCCUAAAGAUCGUGCACAAUAUCGUGAACUUGAUAAUCAAAUUAAUCGCACAUAUAAGCACUACCUCGAAUUGUUUUCUAAAUCAGGACUUAAACUAAUUGAAUCCAUUCCUCAAAAGAAAUGGGAACCAGAACUUUUACCUGUUUAUACUUUUGUUCUUCAAUAA
Trichomonas vaginalis G3 is the source of this 723-nucleotide messenger RNA. RefSeq names its product O-methyltransferase protein. The record is from RefSeq and is a predicted model, not a curated record. NCBI's taxonomy places the organism in Eukaryota, Parabasalia, Trichomonadida, Trichomonadidae. Gene Ontology annotation, cellular component: cytoplasm. Gene Ontology annotation, biological process: N-terminal protein amino acid methylation. The transcript has a single exon. Gene Ontology annotation, molecular function: methyltransferase activity. The coding region runs from base 1 to 723 and encodes 240 amino acids.